CGGAAGGUGCUGAGCUAUGGUCUAAUCAUACCGAUUUUUUUCCGGAAUCCAAGGGGUUUUCACUCGGAAUCCUUACAAGUUUUCCGAGCGGUGACUCUGCCUAAACGGAAGGGCUUUUCUGCCUUCUACUCUAAUGUUUGGGCAGAUGACGGAGCAAUUGAAAAGAAAGCUAAGUCCCAAACCCGAAAUCACCCUUGAAACGUGACGGAGAUUUUUCUCCUUCAGUGGCGGAGGGAUUUUCUCCUUGCUGAACGCCAUGCUGCGAGACUAGUCCCUAGGUUUCAUGAAAACCUGUCACGGAAUGCAUCCGAAUUCCAAGGCUCAUUGAUUCGGCCAGAUUCAGAGAUUCGGCAGAAUCCGGGUUCAGGGUCUAGACAACUCUUAAUUUCUCUACAUUUAGGGUAGCUACCCUUCUAGCGUAAGCCCUGGUCUGCAGUCACAUUGAUCCUCAGCCCACACCUCGUGGGGGACUGCCCAGGGAUUUCUGAUCACAGCCAUCUCCGUGAUGCGCGCUUGCGCCACCCGCCGCGUGCGGGCAUCGGUAGCAUCCAUAGCAGCGUCGGGGCUAGCUUCGGCGUUAUCCUUGAGAUCAGCUUCGGCAACAGCGUCGGGAUCGGCUAUAGGCGAUUCGAGGGCCCGACUUUUUUCGAUCGCUCCCAUAUCCGCCGCUCUGCGAUUGCUGAUCGAUCCGUCCGUCUCCGUUAGUAGAUCCAGGGACACUAACGCUCAUGAAUCGUCGUUUCCCAAACGUGAUAUUGACCGUCCGAUCCACACGUCUUGCCUCGUGGCAGAAUCGACGGUCAGGUAUGCGGCAGGAGCGCUAGCUGCUCGCGCGUUUUCCUCCGCGGCUGGCCCUGCGGGGGUGGAGAGCACUAGCGGCGCACCCAGGAGCAGCAGCGGUGCCGCAGACGCGGAAGGUUCGGCAGAAUCCGAAUCAGCGAGCACAGCAGGCUCGGUUGACGCGGCAGCCGAGCCUGGAGGCUUGGCACUGCCUCGGAAGCGGCCGUUCCAGGCGGCCUAUGCGCAGGCGGCGGAGGACGGGGGAGGCGGAUGGGUGGUAAUGCUAGAUGCGCGCAUGCUGCAGACGCCCGCUAAGCGCCUCAUCCGCCUGCCGUCCGCGGCGCUGGCGCACGCGCUGGCGGCGGAGUGGGAGUGGCAGGAGUCCGCCAAGCUGCGGCCGUACACGAUGCCGCUGAUGAAGCUGGUGUGCACGGCGGUGGACCAGAUCCCCACGGACCGCGACAAGGUGGUGGCGCACCUGCUGCGCUUCUUCCACACCGACACCGUGCUCACUCGCACACCACUCCCCGCACACCAUGUCCACGCGCCUGCUCUCCCCUCCUCCUCCCCUUCGGCUUCCUCUUCCUCCGCUUCCUCCGCUUCCUCCGCUUCCUCCUCGUCCGCCUCCCCUUUGAGUGUUCUCGCCGACUCUCCAACCACGGGGCCGCCCCUCCAAGAUCUGCAAGCAGCAGCUUGGGACCCCCUCCUAGACUGGAUAGAGACAGAAUACGGCGCCCGCCCCUCCGUGUCCUACUCUCUGCUGCCGCCCGACCAGCCCGACGCCGCCGUGCGUGCGCUGCGCCACGCGCUGCAGCCAAUGGAUCCCUUCCACCUGGCGGCGGUGGAUUUCCUGGCGGGCGCCACUCGGUCGCUGGUGCUGGCGCUGGCGGUGGCGAGGGGGCGGCUCCAGAUGGAUGAAGCCAUGGAUGUGAUUCGCGUGGAGGAGGACUUCCAGACGGAUCGAUGGGGAGUGGUGGAGGGAGGGCACGACAUCGAUGCAUCCGAUCUCAGAGUGCGCGUGGCAGCAGUGUCGGUCUUCGUGCGCCUCCUAUCCUUACCUUGACACUGACAUCCAGCUUUCUCACGCGACACCUCGAGACUCCUAGCCACGACUCAACAUCGAGGUUCGACGCGCCCCGAAACUCAGAGUGUGUGUGGCAGCAGCAGUGUCAGUCUUCAUGCGCCUCCAAUCCACGCCUUGACGCCUUCCGCUUGGCACAUUAGGUCACAGCUUAAUGCCUUGGCUUGUCACCUAAUGGGCUGGGUGCUUGUAGUCACAUCUUGAGGCUUGAGGCCACUUGGCUGGAAUGCAUGGGAAUCUAUCCAAGAACGGCCAUUGCUAGAAUCUAUCCUGGAAUGGCUUUUCUACCUACAACCGUACCAUAUUACCAGUGCCCGACCAAUGUCAGGUUCGGCUGAUGCUCGGCAACGAGCCAGAUUGAGCAUGCUCCUGGCUCCCGCCUUCUUGCCCAAUAUAAACGAGUGUGGAUCCCCUAAGAUCCCUCACUGUGGAGCAGUGCCAAAACCCUGGGGCUUCCACACAAGAAGGCAAGCCCCUCAUGCGUCCUCCUUGGCAAGUCA
Molecule: messenger RNA, 2361 nt
Organism: Closterium sp. NIES-67
Lineage: Eukaryota; Viridiplantae; Streptophyta; Zygnematophyceae; Desmidiales; Closteriaceae
Source: the annotation of a GenBank genome assembly